Molecule: messenger RNA, 1222 nt
Organism: Ictidomys tridecemlineatus (thirteen-lined ground squirrel)
Lineage: Eukaryota; Metazoa; Chordata; Mammalia; Rodentia; Sciuridae
Source: RefSeq, a predicted model, not a curated record
CCCGGCGCGCGUGGGGACGGGUCUGCAGCCCCUUGUCCGCCCUACAACCCCCAUGGGCUGCCGCCCGCCGCCGCCUCGGCUGCCACCCAGGACAAGGCAGGGAUAAGCACAGGACCAGACGGACACCAUGUCUGGAGACUAUGAGGAUGACCUCUGCCGGCGGGCUCUCAUCCUGGUCUCAGACCUCUGUGCACGGGUCCGAGACGCCGACACCAAUGACAGGUGCCAGGAGUUCAAUGAGCUGCGAAUCCGAGGCUACCCCCGGGGUCCAGAUGCAGACAUUUCCGUGAGCCUGCUGUCGGUCAUCGUCACAUUCUGUGGCAUUGUCCUCCUGGGUGUCUCUCUCUUCGUGUCCUGGAAGUUGUGCUGGGUGCCCUGGCGGGACAAGGGAGGCUCGGCAGUGGGCGGCGGCCCCCUGCGGAAAGACCUAGGCCCUGGGGUUGGGCUGGCGGGCCUGGUGGGUGGUGGCGGGCACCACCUGGGGGCUGGCCUGGGUGGCCAUCCUCUGCUCGGCGGCCCACAUCACCAUGCCCACACGGCCCACCAUCCGCCCUUUGCCGAGCUGCUGGAGCCGGGCAGCUUGGGGGGCUCCGACCCCCCGGAACCCUCUUACUUGGACAUGGACACAUAUCCAGAGGCGGCAGCAGCGGCUGUGGUAGCUGCUGGGGUCAAACCAAGCCAGACAUCUCCUGAGCUGCCCUCCGAGGGCGGGGCAGGAUCUGGGUUGCUCCUGUUGCCCCCCAGUGGUGGGAGCUUGCCCAGUGCCCAGUCGCAUCAGCAAGUCACAAGCCUAGCGCCCAGCACCAGGUUUGGGCUGGGCCUGGACCCUGGGUCUGAGGGAGGAGGCUGGGGCUGGGCCCUGGGUCUGAGGGAGGAGGCUGGGCCUGGACUCCUGGGUCCUGGGAAGGGGCUGGGGGCAUGUUGUCUGCUUCCCUCUCUCGCCCACUGCCAGGUGCAUAGGAAGACCCUGAACCCCGUCUUCAAUGAGACGUUUCAGUUCUCUGUGCCCCUGGCCGAGCUGGCGCAGCGUAAGCUGCACUUCAGCGUCUAUGACUUUGACCGCUUCUCGCGGCACGACCUCAUCGGCCAGGUGGUGCUAGACAACCUCCUGGAGCUGGCCGAGCAGCCCCCCGACCGCCCGCUCUGGAGGGACAUCGUGGAGGGCGGCUCGGUCAGUAGCACCUGCGUCCCACGGGCCCUCGGCUGACUUCCCCCCCCCCAG